This is a messenger RNA of Neoarius graeffei (lesser salmon catfish), 8226 nucleotides long. RefSeq names its product laminin, beta 4 (gene lamb4). Gene Ontology annotation, cellular component: laminin trimer. The record is from RefSeq and is a predicted model, not a curated record. The transcript has 36 exons. Bases 375 to 5918 code for a protein of 1847 amino acids. Lineage: Eukaryota; Metazoa; Chordata; Actinopteri; Siluriformes; Ariidae. Gene Ontology annotation, biological process: substrate adhesion-dependent cell spreading; basement membrane assembly; cell migration.
CUCACCCUUCUACAUUCUCAGGUGUUCAGGUGUGCCUUUACAUGUUUCACUCUUGAUAGUGAUUGCUUCACAAUCCAUUGCUGCCUGCUGCAUGGAAAUGGAGGGGGAAAUUGGUAGACACUGAAUGAACUGAAUGGACAACAUAAUUCCAUUUCUGCACAGGAUCUGUUCUGGUUAAUAUGCAUGUCGGUGUUAUCCCAUUGAGAUGAAGGCUGCUGCAGCUUCUUCCCUGAGGAGCUCUGAGGACUGUGCAUAUUGGGAUUGAAUGGCUCGAAGCGCUGCAGAUAGUCAGACAGUUAAUGAACUGCAUCUGCUGGAAUUUUUAUCAGUGCCUACAAAUGGAAAGUGUUGAAUAAUUUUAAGCCAAAGCAACAAUGUGCAGAAGGUGGAUGUCUGUAGUCCUGCUCCUUUUUCUAGUGGUGCCAGCUCACUUCCAGGAAGAAUGUGAGUGGAGCUCAUGCCACCCCACCCUAGGUGAUCUUAUGGUGGGCCGUGCUGCUCAACUCUCUGCUUCAUCCACCUGUGGUCUAACUGGACCCCAGAACUACUGCAUCCUGGGAUACCUGGAGGAUGAACAGAAAUGUUUCACGUGUGAUUCAAGGAGCCCCUACAAUCGAGACAACAAUCCUAACAGCCAUCAAAUCGAAAAUAUCAUUACCACCUUUGAGCCAGAGCACAAGAUGAAAUGGUGGCAGUCUGAGAAUGGUGUGCAUCAAGUCAGCAUUCAACUGGACUUGGAGACUAUGUUUCAGUUUAGUCAUUUAGUAAUGACAUUUAAGAGUUUCAGACCUGCUGCAAUGCUGGUGGAGCGGUCAAAGGAUUUUGGUCGUACUUGGAAGGUGUUUCGAUACUUCUCGGCAGACUGUCCUACCAACUUUCCCAGAAUCUCCACUGGACCAGCAAAAACAAUAGAUGACCUCAUCUGUGACAGCCGCUACUCUGGAGCUGAGCCUUCUACUGAUGGCGAAGUGGUGUUAAAGGCUUUGGACCCCACCUUUCAAAUUGAAAAUCCAUCUGACCCUACCAUUCAAGAGCUCAUCUCCAUGACUAACCUGCGAGUGAACUUUACACGUUUACUCACACUGGGUGAUGACUUGUUGGGGCGGAAGAGAAGGAAUCCACAGGAGAAAUACUACUAUGCUCUCUAUGAGAUGGUGGUCAGAGGGAGCUGCUUCUGCAAUGGCCAUGCCAGUCAGUGCAUGCCUGUUUAUAAUGCGCGCGGAGAUACCUUGAAUGAACCUGGCAUGGUUCAUGGGCGAUGUAUGUGUCAACAUAACACCAUGGGGAACCACUGUGAGAAGUGCCAGGAUUUUUACAAUGAUGCCCCCUGGAGGCCAGCUGGAAGCACUGACCCACAUGUUUGCAGAAGGUGCAACUGUAAUGGCCACUCUGAGAGAUGUCACUUUGACCUACAGCGCUACAUAACCACUGGGCAAGUCAGUGGUGGCGUGUGUGAUGACUGCAGAAACAACCGCAUAGGUGUUGAGUGUGAGCUGUGCAAGCCAUAUUACUACCAGGACCCUCUGCGUUCUCUAAAUGAUCCUUAUGCCUGCAUACCUUGCACCUGCCACUCUGCAGGGUCUGUGGAUGGUAGGUUGUGUGAUCCAGUGAGUGGUAGAUGUGUGUGUAAGCAGAAUGUAGAAGGUGAGCGCUGUGACCGGUGCAAGACUGGAUACUAUAGACUCAGCCAGGAAGACCCCAGUGGCUGUCAGAGGUGUAUGUGUAACUUCUUGGGCACUAUAAGCACCUCCCCAUGUGACCAGAACACAGGCCACUGUAAUUGUGACCACUUUGCCCAUGGACCAGAGUGUAACCAGUGUGUACCAGGAUACUGGGGACUAGGAAAUACAGUCUAUGGUUGUCAACCUUGUGACUGUGACAUAGGAGGAGCCUUCAGUACUCUGUGCAUCUCAGAGAAUGGACAGUGUCAAUGCAGAGCCAACAUGGUGGGAAAUCGCUGCAGUGAACCAGCUCCUGGGUACUUCCUGGCCCCUCUUGAUUUCUAUCUCUAUGAAGCUGAAAAUGCUUUUCCUUUGGACACCAGAUGUUCCACUUACCUGGUUAGACCCAAUGUUUCCCCUGCACCGCAGCUGUAUCCUACUACAUCUCGUCCACAUCAACACUGUCCCCAAGGAACCACAGCUCGUGAGCCUACACCACCGUCUUAUCACCAAACUGAGCCUACAGAGCAGGAGCCUCACAACCCCUACCCUACUGAACCUUCUCCAUAUGAGAAUUCUUGGCCUCCUGUAGCAUAUUACACUACACGUCCUGCUGUCACUCUGCCUAGCUGUGUGAACUACUUCAGAAGCAGAGGCUAUGAUGUUGAGUUCAGGGAUGGGAGAUUUGUGGUGGUUAAGCGUGAGAGCCGCCGAAAACGAAGACAAGGCCAGAGAACCAUUCCCCUGCAGCCAGGAUCCCUCCAUCAGGUCAUUCUACGACCACAUACACCAGUUGAGCCUAUUGCUUGGACUGGACCAGGAGUUGUGCGGGUUCAAGAUGGAGCAGGACUCCGAUUCAUUGUCACCAACAUCCCAGUAACUCUUAACUAUCAUCUCGUUGUUCGCUAUGAGCCACAGUCCACAGAUGAUUGGACAGCCAAUGUAAAGAUUGUGUCAUUAGGAUCUCUUGAUGAAAACUGUCCAUUUGAUCCAUCAGAGAAAACUUUAACACUUCCAAGUACUAGCAGGGCAGCCAUGUUGGAUCCUUCUGUAUGUCUCAGCUCUGGUGUGCAGUACUAUGUGGAUAUCACAUUUGAAAAUCCUGACCCUGACUGCAGCUCACAUAUUCUAAUUGAUUCUAUGGGGCUUAUUCCAAAGUUGGAGUCUCUGCCAAAUUUCUGCUCUGAUGCAUCCCUGGCUCAGUACCAGCAGCAUCACUGUGUGGAGUUGGGUGCACGGGCAGGAGAACAUACCCCACCUGAGGUGUGUGCAAAUCUGAUUGCCAGCAUGUCAGCAUACAUCCAUAAUGGCGCAAUUCCUUGUAGAUGUAAUCCUGUGGGGUCUUUUAGCUCAUCCUGCAGUAAAUUUAGAGGACAGUGUGACUGCAAACCUAAUGUGGUUGGCCGCUGUUGUGACACCUGUGCAUCUUUCACCUAUGGGUUUGGACAAAAUGGUUGCUCACCCUGUAACUGUGAGCCAUCGGGCUCCAAAGCUGAGUUCUGUGACCAUAAAACCGGACAGUGCCAAUGCCGUGAUGGGGUCACAGGCCGACGAUGUGAUGGGUGUCUGCCUGGAUACUAUGGUUUUCCUAACUGCAGACCUUGCCAGUGUAAUGGGCUGGCUGACCGCUGUGACCAAAGUACUGGUGUCUGUCUAAACUGCAGGGAACAUUCAACUGGGUCCCACUGUGAAAGGUGUGUUGAAGGUUACUUUGGUGAUCCAGCAGUAAGGGAAACCUGCAAGCCAUGCCUGUGUCCAGAUGUGAAAGGCAGUGGCCGUUUCUUUGCCCACUCCUGCAGAAAGGACCCAAAUUCUCGAACCCUGAUCUGUCAUUGCAAGACGGGGCAUCAAGGCUUACACUGUGAUAAGUGUGCACCUGGUUACUAUGGUAACCUGCUUUUGCCAGGUGCUAGCUGCAAAGAGUGUCCAUGCAACAACAACAUCAAUCCCCAUGAUGGUGAGGCAUGUGAUGCUUUAACUGGCAAGUGUCUCCGCUGCUUGCAUAACACUUUUGGGCCUCAGUGCCAGACCUGUAAACCAGGAUACUACGGCAAUGCACUACUCCAGGACUGCAAAGAAUGCUCAUGUAACCGGCAGGGCACAGACGUGACUAAAUGCCCACUGGGCCGCCCCUGUAUAUGUGAUGAGGUGACCGGGCAGUGCCCAUGCCGUCAUGGUGCAGCAGGAGUUCGGUGUAAUCAUUGUGAGGAUGGAUACUGGGAUUUGAAUGGAAAGGCUGGAUGUCAGCCUUGUAACUGUCACACAGGCCACUCUGUCAGUAAUCUGUGUGACAAGGUUACUGGCCAGUGUCCUUGUGAAACAGGAUAUGGGGGUAAACAGUGCAAAGAAUGUGCAGCUAAUCAUUUUGGAAACCCUGACAUUCAGUGCAUAUUCUGCGACUGUAACAUGCAGGGCUCGAUCUACCCAGGCUGUGAUCCUGACACUGGCGAGUGUCUGUGCCGGCCUGGAGUAAGUGGCAAUUUCUGUGAAAAGUGUGCCCCAGAGCAUGAUCCAGUCUUCCCUGCCUGCGAGCCCUGCCACCCUUGUUACCAUUUAUGGCAAAGUAAUGUCACAGACAUCUCACAGGCUAUGAAAAACAUGCAAUCCUGGCUCUCUAAACACGGAGGAAAUCUGUUACUCAGCAACAAGCGACACCAGGAAAAGAUACAAAUGUUGAAUGAGAAGCUUACGAGCCUGGUUAGCAUGCUAAGCACUGAUGAGGUUGAUCUGGGAAACAUAGAGAAUUUCCUGAAUGAAAUCAGGAACUUAACAGAAACCACAGAUCCAAACACAAUUAUUAUCGAUCCAUCUCAGCUGCUGGAAACUGAAAUUGAUAACAUUUAUCAAGAGUUCAAGAGGUUACUGGACAAUCUGCAAAAGAAAAUUAAAGAUGCACAAAAAAUAGAUCUAAAAGAGAUGAAUGAAAUGCUGGAGAAGAUCCGUAAUCUCCAUUCUGACUUCCUGAAAGAUGAAGAACGGGUGAAGAAGGUGAAAAAUAAGUUAGAUGCUUCCAGGCAGACCAGAGAGGACACUAAAAAAGAACUAGCCAAAUGCCAGCUGAGGCCCUUGGAUGUAUUGGAGAAGAAGGUCAAAGAGCUCAGUGUGGCCAAACUCAAUGAGGAGAUUUGUGGAACACCAGGCGAUGCAGAGUGUGAAAAGGCUGUGUGUGGUGGUGCUUUGUGUGGGAAGUGUGGUGGUCCAUCUUGUACCGGAAGUCUACCUGUCGCCCUCAAUGCCACAGACAUAGCAAAGAAGAUCAGAGCAGGCAUUCAAAGCCUGCUCCAAAAUCUCACAGAGGCAGAAACAAAGAUCAAAGACAUCGAAAAUAUUAAUAAAGAUGUGAAAAACAAGGCACAGUACAUGAUGAAUAAAAUCAUCAAUAGCAAAAAUAAGUUCGAAAAGGCCAAGAAUGACACCAAAAAUCUUAUCGAGAGUGUCAGGGAAUACCUCAGAGCAGAGACAAUGGAACCAGGAGACAUUGACAAGGUAGCCUCUGCUGUGUUGGCUAUUAAGCCUCCUAGUUCUCCAGAUGAGAUCAAGAGGAUGAUCGAGGAUAUUCAGAAAAUAAUGGAAAAUUACACGCACAUUACAGAAGACCUGAAGGACUUGGAAGACAAGGCCCAAUUAGCCAAAGACUUGAAAAAUAAAGCUGAUGAAAUCCUAAACAGAAGUAAGGGGAUUGAUGUCAGUGACGUAGAGAAAGCCAUGAAUGACACGGCCCAACUCCAUGACAAGAUAAAGCAGAAGCUAAACAAGACCAAAGACAACCAAAAUAUUACUGCUGAAUUACUUGACAAGAGUGACACAAAACUAAAGAAUGCUGAAGAUAAUUUAAACAUGUCUCGGACCAAAACCCUCCAAGAGGAAAUUGAGGCUCUGAAGAAUAAAACGGAAAUGAAUCGAGCUCAAGCUUUGGAGGCAAAAACUGCAGCUGAUGCAGCAUUAGCCAAUGUUACAGACACUAACAAGGAUCUCAAGGAAGUAGAAGACCUGUUAAAAAAACUGAAAAACAACACUCAGGGUCAAAAUGAUACAAUAACUGAGCACCUGAAGAACAUAACAAUGGAGGCUGAAAAUAUGGCAAAAGAUGUGGAAACUAAAAUGAAGCAAAUUGAAGUCUUGGAGAAAAGGAUUCAAAAUGCAUUACAAAAUAAAAUGAAUAAAACGAAAGAACUGGAGGAUCUGUUGGUAGAGGCGAUGAGCUUGAAGGAAUAUAUUGUUGAAAAAGUGAGCAAUUAUUCGCAGUGCGCCACCUAAGCCUGCAGAUGUCUCCGUCUUCACCCACAACCAGAUGUAAUGCUGUGUGUGCCGUCUUGAUAACUUUAGCUCUGUUAUCUUGAUCUUGCUAAAUACAAAUGUCCAGAAAUCAGAUGUUCUUCAUUGGUGGUACUUGAUUUAGAUUUUCUGUUUAAAUGAUAUUCCACUGUGUGCUAUUUUAAUCCAUUCCGAAGACUGUAUAGAAGAGAGCAAAAAUCAUUAUCUGUUAUUACGCAUAUUGUGGACCAUUUCAGGGACAAUCUAUAUAGUGAUUUAGUAAAUUUUCUUUGUUCCCUUUUGUUUUGUCAUAAACAACAUAACUACAACCUUCUUAAUAAAUUAAGGUCUACUGUUUAGUUUGCUAGGUUGGUAAAUUUUCUGAUAUAUACAUAUGAGAGAGUUAUAGGUAGUUAGAAAAUUUAUGUAUAGUAUAUUCUUAUAAGUCUUUGUUAUGGGAGCAUGGCAGUUGUCCAGCUUGGCAUUCUUAUUUUGUGUAAACAAUUAGCCAGUGUGAUAAGAUUUGAUAUAAAUAACAAUUAGAUGUAAUAAGAUUAAACCAACAGUCAGCGUUGGAUUGGAUGCCUGCUGAUUUCAAAUGUCUAUAACUGAAGGGCCCAACUAUCUCUACUGUUUUUUCUGGUGUGUGAACAACCAAAUGAUGACUAUGAAUGAAUGAAUUUAUUUAGAUUCAAUUUUAUUGAAUUGCAAAUCAGAGAUGUCCUUUACCCUUGUUCAUCACAUUUGAUCUUUGAUGCUUUUUAGCUCACCUUUGCACUUAUUCUCAUUUCUAUUACCAAUUUAUGAGAUAUAAUAAACACAGUUAUAGCAUUAUGUUAAUUGCAACAUGCAUUGUUUCAUUAGUAUUUUUCCACGAAGGCUUAUGAGAAUCACGACCCAGUGAGGAUACAGUUUGUGUCUUUUAGAACUAUUGAAUACAGCAGCAGAAUAUCAGGGCCUCAAAAUGACUUAUUUUCAGCCUUUAUCUCAGCGAGUGAAAUUUUGAACACAGGUUAACACUGUCCAUGAAUGGUGCUGUGUAAUUUGGCCCUAAAGGAACUUACUGAUUUGGAUAAUUAUAUUUCACCUAAAUUAUCAUGCGAAUAUAAAUUGAAAUUUGUGUUUGCAGAUUAUCUUUAUCACCAAAUGAGGAUAUAGCUUAGCUACAUAACAAACAGGUAGUUUAAAAACUUUUGAACCUUGUGUUAAGACCAAACUUUGCAGCAAUUUUAGCUUUUCAUAGAAAAGAAAUUGUAGUGGUAGAUCCUUGCAGAGCUCAGAUCAAAAAGGUAAAGUUUUGAAUUGGCUUAUGUAAGCAAUAGAAACUAGAAGAAGAAGAAACCUUUGUCACAUGCACACUUCAAGCACAGUGAGAUUCAUCCUCUGCAUUUAACCCAUCUGAAGCAGUGAACACACACACACACCCAGAGCAGUGGGCAGCCACACUACAGUGUCCAGGGAGCAGUUAGGUACCUUGUUCAAGGGCACUUCAGCCCAAGGCCAACCCAUGUUAACCUAACUGCAUGUCUUUGAACUGUGGGGGAAACCAGAGCACCUGGAGGAAACCCACGCAGACACGGGGAGAACAUGCAAACUCCACACAGAAAGGCCCCUGCCAGCCGCUGGGCUUGAACCCAGAACCUUCUUGCUGUGAGGCGACAGUGCUAACCACUACACCACCGUGCCACCCAAACUAUAAGAAAAUCCUGUACAUGAAAGACAAUUUACUUUUAUAAUUUGCAGGUUUAAUUUAACAGUCUACCUGGAUCAGUAACUAUGCUAUGAGCAAUUUGUCAAACAGAUUUAAGUAACAGAAUAUCUACAAAAAUUUUGAAAUUCAAUCCGAGAAAAAUCGGUAAAUCAAAGUCCCUUUCAUGCCAGAAUCUGGUCUUUCCAGGCAGUCUCCUGUCCCAGCACUAACCAACUCUUUAAGCGUAUGGGUGCGGCACCGAUCUCCGUUUCGAUAGACCUCAGCCUCUCGCCUAUACAGCAUGGGUUACAGUGGGGGGCUAGUCCUCUGGUAACCACAAGAGUUUGACUUCCCCACUCGCAUCUGUAUUGUAGCGUGCCUUGCCAGAUGGUAAUAGGUAGUAUUUUUAUGAUGGUCUUUGGUACAACCUGACCGCGAGUAGAACUCACGAUUCCUGGUUGAGAGGCGGACACGCUAACCACUAGGCCAACUCGUGGUCAAAAUAGGUAAAUGCAUACUGUUAAAACUUAGUAAUCUCACAUCUCACGAGCAUCACAUCUCAGUCAUGAUUUUGUGAGUCACCCAUCAACUGUAACAAUUGCUGUUCCAAUAAAUAGUCUG